AACCGUCCGCCGCGUCGCGCAAAAGCCUCGGCAGCAGCAGCAACAACAACAACAACAACAACAACAGCAGCAGCUACAACUACAACAACAGCAACAGCAGCAGCAACAACAACAAACGCACCGUUUUAUGAAGAACCCACAUCAACCAGCGGCGACUUCGGGAUGGCGGACAGUUGGAGCCUCCAAUCACGACACUUCGGAGCGGCUGAGCGUGCGGACGAUGCGAGUGGUGGAUAGUGACACGAGGUCACUGCGCGCGAGGGACAAAUCCUUGGACCGUGCGCUGGAAAGCGUCAUGGCGCCACCGCCGCAGCAGACGGUUUCGUCGUCGCACGCGGCGACGGGCGCCAGACCGAAGACGACGAAGAACGCUGUCGGUCGACUUCACGAGGACUCGGACCGGGAAGAUCAUCAUGGGAAGCAGAAGAAGAGUAUCCAGGACCAGAUUAUCGCGACGCAGAUGAGUCGUCUGAAUUGGGAGUUCUCCAUGCACAGCGUGUAUCAGGAGAACCGCAAGGUUGGAAUCAGCAUGGCGCCGCCCUUGUCGAAGCUGUUGCUUACGGAGUCGGAUCCGAAGGUGUCGCUCCUGUCGCCGCCUGACUCUCAACUCUUCCCCGGUAUGGACAUCUCGUCGAUCGUAGACGGCGCCGUGUCAGAUAUGGAAAUGCUGAAGCUGGACACGAAGGAGCACCACGUGCAAGCUUACCCCAUGUUGUCGACGACGUCCACGUGGAACCACAUGCAUUCCACCACGACGAGCAAGGCGUCGCCAUCUUCCGCCAUUGACAUUUCCCGACGGGACGAAGGCGACGGCCGGUCCAUGACGGACUCGAAUUAUUCCAGCAACCUGACGAAUCCCAAGCCGGAAAUGCGGCAACCCCGCAAGUCGGGAGACAGUUCCACGCGAUCGGUGGCGACGGUGGUUGCGGCGAAUGCGAGCAGCACGCUACACGACUUGUCUGGCGAGUUGCUGCUUCCGAAGACCAAGGCGGAUUUUCACGUGCCGUCGUUGGCGGUGUUUAAUCCGGCGUAUGAGGAUGAGAUUGACGCGUUGCCUGCGAAUGCCAAGUUGAAUGCGUCGCAAGCCAGCGAGAUUGCCAAGUAUUUGGACAAGGUUAUCGGUGGUGGCGGCAAUUCUAACAACCCCGGCGGCGGCAACAAGAGUUCGGACGUGAGUGAGAAAAGCUACAGCACAGGCAGCACCACCAUCACUGCCGGUUGCGUUCUGGGGAAUGGGAAUGUCGGCGAUGAUGAGGUGCAUGGAGGAGGAGGUUCCGCAGGUGGGAAGGAUUCGAGAAAGUCUGCCAAUGCUUUGCGAAAGGCGUCCAGCAGACUCACUAGCAGCUGGAGCAAGGGUUUCAAAGUGUUCUCUCAGCACAAUCAGUGAGGAAUGACGUGCUUGGCAAAGAACCAUUGCGAAGGAGGCUCAUGAUCUCAUUAACGGUGACGUUGUGAUUUUUGAACAUUUCCCCAUUUUUUGUCACUUUUUUUUUCUUUUACGGGACAUCAGUUGGAUUUUUCUUCUUUGGUGCUAGAGGGAGAAACUCAGCUUUUGAGUUGUGGUUGUUGAAGGAAAUCUGUUGGAUAUUGAAGAUGUGAGAAAUGUUAGUAGGUACUAUGCGAGGAGGAGAGUUUAGCUGUACUGUACAUGCAUUCUUUGUUUGUUUGUACAGUAAUUGAAAUUGAAGGACAAUCCAUUUGUUGUUGACUGAAUCUCUUCCGUCCAGGGAAAUGUUGACAUUCCGGAUCUGAUUUGUGAUAUUUGGAUGAAAUUCUUAAUUUAGAAGUGCCACGCUGGCUUAGGGCACCAGCUCAAGAUGUACUCGAGAUCUUCCAUUGGUGACAUAUUUUUUUUUAUGCGCAUGAAGGAGUAGCUCAAUUUUUUUCAAGUGAAUCACAGUGAAGAAUUAAUUGUUAGCCAAGUGCCUCGUGACUGUUGAAGAGGUUGUAUUCAUUGGAACAAGUGUCUGCCAUGAUUUGCCAGGAGACAUUAAAGAAGGAACGUCCAUCACAGCAAA
Messenger RNA from Notodromas monacha, 2018 nucleotides. Lineage: Eukaryota; Metazoa; Arthropoda; Ostracoda; Podocopida; Cyprididae. The record is from the annotation of a GenBank genome assembly.